AUGGCAGACACUAGACCAGCUGAAAAAGAUGAACAGCAGAAACAAAACACGCCACGCAAGGUGAUGGAAGAGCGUGUCAAAGGCGUUGUUAAGUGGUUCAAUGUGAAGGCUGGAUAUGGCUUUAUCAACCGUCAGGACACAUCCACGGACAUAUUUGUGCACCAAUCGGCGAUUUCACGUAACAAUCCAGAAAAGCUUCAGCGUUCACUCCAGGAGGGGGAAGAGGUGGAGUUUUAUGUUGUUGAGGGGGACAAGGGCGACGAAGCAUCUGAAGUGACAGGCCCUGGGGGUGAACCUGUUAAGGGCAGUGUGUACGCAGCUUUGCGUGGACGUGGACGCAGCCCGCGAGUGUUUAACAUGCGUGGGAGAGGUCGUGGGAUGGGACCUGGUGGAUUCUCUAGCAAUCAAGACUUUGUGCCUUACUACGGUCCUCGGGGUCGAGGUCGUGGCCGUGGUGGCUCAGAAAUGUAUGGAGGUGGUUACGAAUUUAUGGAUCGUGGUGGAAGAGGCCGUGGGUUCCGUGGACGUGGAAGGCCUCGUGGUCGUGGGUUUAGGGGAUCCGGUGGGUUCGAAUCUCGGGGUCGCGGUGGUCCUCGUGGAGGAAGAGAUAAUUAUCAUAACGAGGAUGGCUCACCGGAUAUGCGAGACGCUUAA
Schistosoma curassoni is the source of this 654-nucleotide messenger RNA. The record is from the annotation of a GenBank genome assembly. Lineage: Eukaryota; Metazoa; Platyhelminthes; Trematoda; Strigeidida; Schistosomatidae.